Aphidius gifuensis is the source of this 1473-nucleotide messenger RNA. Its product is annotated as L-lactate dehydrogenase-like. Gene Ontology annotation, biological process: carboxylic acid metabolic process. The transcript has 6 exons. The coding region runs from base 242 to 1240 and encodes 332 amino acids. The record is from RefSeq and is a predicted model, not a curated record. Gene Ontology annotation, cellular component: cytoplasm. Gene Ontology annotation, molecular function: L-lactate dehydrogenase (NAD+) activity. Lineage: Eukaryota; Metazoa; Arthropoda; Insecta; Hymenoptera; Braconidae.
AUAUCGGGUUAGCCUUCAUUUGGCGGCGCAAUGAACCCGCGCGCACCAUGACUGUAUAUAAACGAGUGACAAGGUCACCUCUAUAACAGAAACUCCCGAAUUGUCAAACUGAAAAGAGCUUAUUUAUACUAUUAAAUAUUUGGAAAAAAAAACUAUUAACAUUAUUCAAUCAAUUGUUUGGUAUAUUAGCAAAAAAAGUUGUGAGUUUAAUUGAAAAAAGUGUGCAAAUAAAAUCAACAAAAUGUCAACGUUGAAGGAAAAAUUAUUAAAAACAGUUACUAAGCCAGUUGAAACUGGAAAAAAUAAAAUAACUAUUGUCGGGGUUGGUCAAGUUGGAAUGGCUUGUGCUUUCAGCAUCCUGACAAAUAAUGUAUCUCAUGAUGUUGUUCUAAUUGACGUAAUGGCAGAUAAAUUAAAAGGUGAAAUGAUGGAUCUCCAACAUGGAUCAUCAUUUUUAAAAAAUUCUCGUAUAAAUUCAAGUACAGAUUAUGCUGCAUCAGCACAUUCAAGCUUGUGCAUUGUAACUGCUGGUGCAAGACAACGUGAAGGUGAAACACGUCUUGAUCUUGUUCAAAGAAACACAGAUAUAUUUAAAGGAAUAAUUCCUCAACUUGUUAAAUAUUCACCUGACACAAUAUUACUCAUUGUAUCAAAUCCAGUUGAUAUAUUAACUUAUGUUGCAUGGAAAUUAUCUGGUUUACCAAAAAAUCGUGUCAUUGGAAGUGGUACAAAUCUUGAUUCAGCAAGAUUUAGAUUUUUAUUGUCACAAAAAUUAAAUGUUGCACCAACAUCUUGUCAUGGUUGGAUUAUUGGAGAACAUGGUGAUACAAGUGUUCCAGUAUGGUCUGGUGUCAAUGUAGCUGGUGUUCUUCUUCGUGAUCUUGACAAAAAUGUUGGAACAGAUAAAGACACAGAAGGCUAUGCUGAUAUUCACAAACAAGUUGUACAAAGUGCUUAUGAAGUUAUCAAAUUAAAGGGAUACACAUCAUGGGCUAUUGGCUUGAGUAUAUCAAAUCUUGCAUCAGCAAUUUUAAGAAAUUCCGGUCAAGUACAUGCUGUGUCUAUCAUGGUUGCUGGUAAUCAUGGAAUUUCUAACGAAGUUUUUCUUUCACUUCCUUGCACACUUGGUGAAAAUGGAAUCACAUUUAUUGUUCAACAAAAAUUGACUGAAGAUGAGAGAAAAUUACUUCAAACAUCUGCCAAGACUAUGCAUCAAGUCCAGAGUGGUCUUAAAUUUUAAUUGAAAUUUAUAAAUGUACUUUUUUUUUUUUCUUAUUUAAUGUGUGAGUGUGUCGGUGUUAAAAUUAUUCGUAUUAUUAUGACUUGCAUUUUGUGAAAAUUUUGUGCAUCAAAUUUCAAAUAAUUAUAUUAUUCUUCAACAGUAUUUAAUACUUAUUAUUUAAAAACGAAUGCAUUUGAAUAAAAAAAAUUAAUAUAAUUAUACAAAUAAAAAAUAUGUUAAUUAACUAAAAA